AUGGUGAGGACAAAAAAGAAUGCCGUAAAUCAUAACCCAUUAAACAUAAUUAAUUUGGAUGGGAAUCUACCUAUAAAUAAUAUUGCACAAAAUAGAUUAUCACAUAAACAAAUUAUUUCUAAAACGAAUAGAACUAUAAAUGAAGGAAACUUAAAUGAAGUUUCACAAAAAGGUUUAAAGAAAGCACGUAUUAGACGACCACAUAGAUAUAGACCAGGUGUUUUAGCUUUAAAAGAAAUAAGAGCUUACCAAAGUACUACACAAUUAUUAAUUCCAAAAAUACCAUUCGUAAGAGUAGUAAAAGAAAUUACUCGUUUGUUUGAAUUACCAGGUGAUCAGUUUCGUUAUACUCCUGAGGCCUUGUUAGCUCUUCAAACAGCGUCAGAAGCUUAUUUAGUUAGUUUAUUUGAAGAUGCAUAUUUAUGUUCUCUUCACGCAAAUAGAGUUACCCUUAUGCCAAAAGACAUACACUUAGCUAGAAGAAUACGAGGACGAGACUGA
This is a messenger RNA of Plasmodium malariae, 501 nucleotides long. RefSeq names its product histone H3-like centromeric protein CSE4, putative (gene CenH3). The transcript has a single exon. Gene Ontology annotation, cellular component: nucleosome. Gene Ontology annotation, molecular function: protein heterodimerization activity; DNA binding; structural constituent of chromatin. Lineage: Eukaryota; Apicomplexa; Aconoidasida; Haemosporida; Plasmodiidae. The record is from RefSeq and is a predicted model, not a curated record. The coding region runs from base 1 to 501 and encodes 166 amino acids.